CAUUAAUAUAAAGCAGUGGAGUAAAUACGAUCGUUUCAUAGAAUAAUGCAACUGAACGAACCCAGCGAAGCAUCACCAGCACCCCCAGGGCAGUAUUUCUGAUCUCCACUUCACGGCAAGGGACGGAUGGCAGGCGGCGAGAAUGUCAAGUGUGACCAGGCUUUACAGGGAGACUGGUUCGUCUCUGAGCUCACCCAAAAGGCGCCAGGCCAGAAAUUCCGGAGUACAAGUCGUCCUGAGCGGGAGGGCAAUGGAAGAAUUCCUCCGUGGUCCUGAUGGGAUCGCAGCGAGGAUGGCGCGGCAGCGACAGCGAGCAGAGGCAACCCAGUCUGGACUAGUCCCUGAGAGGAGGGUUUCCCCAGAACCUACAGCUCAAGCCAGGUACGUAGCAUGGAAGGAGAAAGAGGAUUCCCACGCGUGGACAGCGUUGUUAGCCGCAGCUUCCAGACAACACUGUGGAGAGCAGAGGCAGCUCAGCUGGAGUCGGCCAGCACCUGGGGCCCAGGUUUAGAUUUGGCAUCACUAACUGAUGCUUCUCCGCCCUACCAUGCCUGCACCUCCCAUAGCUGAUAGCUGAGAGGUCUUCUGGUCCCUCGCUGAGCUCACACACCUCUCCCUGGUUAUCCAGAAACCUUAGAACUGAGAUAAGUCUCCAGCAGAUGGGACCCUUCCCUCCCCGUAGAAAACGGAGCCAACACACACAGGAGAACCUGUGGCCUCUCUAAGGAACCUGUGUGCUUGCCUGGCUCAGGAUUCAGAGCAUCUAACUCCCAGUGUGAACUUAAGUAAGGUGAUGGAUGGGCAUGCCAUGCCCCAGGAGCGUCAGGCUAUCCAGAGCCUCCCAAAACACCAUGCUCACCUCCUGGUUACAGUCUAGAGGGUGAUGCCCAUAUGCUUGAAAUAUAGAGACCUCACUCCAGAUGGCCCUUCUCCUUUAUCCUCUUUUUUCCCUUCCUCCCUCUCUCUCUCUCAUUUCCCUCCCCCUUCCCCCACCUUUUUUCUCUUGGCCUAGUCUUCUCUAUCCAGGGGAGCUCAAGUCUCUCAAGACUCAGAUUUAGUCUUGGAGAGUUAACCCUUAAACUGUGUAGGUUAUUCAUUCAAAACAAAACGGACUGGAACAAUAAAGGUUGGCUGUACAGCUAUGCAAAUAAAGCUUUAUGUUGUAAGCACUUGUUCUCUGUGGAUGACUUGCCAUCUCAGGAAAGUUUCAAAACACACUGAAUACAUAUUUUGAACGUGUGCUUUCUGUAAGUAAAAAUAGUUUGCUUUACAUUUUACACAAGUGUAGUUUGAAGGUGCAGAGGGAAUAGGGUUUUAUCACUGCUUCCAAACCACUCACAUACACACUCUUACUGGUUCUGCGUAAUUUUCAAAUCCUGUUCUUCUGAGUUAAAGGAGUUCUAGAACAGAAUUUGAAGGCCUGGAAGCCAUGUACUAAGGGAGAGUUGUUUUGGAAUAAAUUAACCCUCACGAAAUGCUGUUUGGAGAACUAUUUAGUUUUAUUGGAUUUUUUUUUUUUCACUUUUGGACACAAGUUACUGAUAAAUGACCUGGAGGGGAGUAAAAGUGCUUUGCAAUUAAAUAAUAAAAACAACAUUUUUAAGCAA
Mus pahari (shrew mouse) is the source of this 1607-nucleotide messenger RNA. RefSeq lists its product as uncharacterized. The coding region runs from base 143 to 511 and encodes 122 amino acids. The record is from RefSeq and is a predicted model, not a curated record. Lineage: Eukaryota; Metazoa; Chordata; Mammalia; Rodentia; Muridae. The transcript is spliced from 3 exons.